Molecule: messenger RNA, 4714 nt
Organism: Fundulus heteroclitus (mummichog)
Lineage: Eukaryota; Metazoa; Chordata; Actinopteri; Cyprinodontiformes; Fundulidae
Gene: trim2a
Product: tripartite motif containing 2a
Exons: 13
Coding region: 626-2854 (742 amino acids)
Biological process (GO): negative regulation of translation; protein polyubiquitination; proteasome-mediated ubiquitin-dependent protein catabolic process
Molecular function (GO): zinc ion binding; protein binding; ubiquitin protein ligase activity
Source: RefSeq, a predicted model, not a curated record
CCAACUGAAGAGUUGCACAUUGUGGCUAAUCUUUUGUUCUUGCUAUUUGUUUUUAGUACCGUCUUUGAAUUGUCCCUGGAUUUAGAUUUUGAGCCCAGUUCUGGACCGCCUCUCCAGUCCUUUAAACAUUUAAUUCUGUCACUUCUCUCUCUACUCUCCCCUGGUUCCUCUGACUGAUCGGGUCCCGGCGUUUUAUCCUGAUCCAGCAGAAAUAGAGAUCUAGCGUGAAAACUGUGAUUUAUUAGUCAAACACGCAGCUGAACAGUGUGUCACUGUCACCUGUGUAAUGGUGCACAAGUAGGGCCCUUGGGGCAGGCCUCUUGUCAGUGUGGCUGCUGCUCAGUAAAAGUCACUCCAGCACGAGAGGUCAAACGGCGUGUGACUUGGCACGUUCCCCUCCGGAUCAGUCAGCGUGGCCAUGUGCCACAGAUAAUGCCGCCUUCAAUCCCUCCUUAUCCUGCAGCUCAACCCUUCACCUAAAGAGGAGGAUCUUCACUUUCCCUGCAGGAGGCUUUUGUGCUUGGACACAGCGGGAGCCUUCCUCUGCAGACGGCUCAACACAACCGCCCUUAUAAAUCACGGUGCAGCAUAAGAGGAAGCGGGGCUCCUGUUUCAGAGUUUUAGGAUGGCCACGGAGGGCUCCACUAUUCCCAGUCCCGUUGUCCGCCAAAUCGACAAGCAGUUCCUGAUCUGCAGCAUAUGCCUGGACCGCUACGAGAACCCCAAAGUGCUGCCCUGCCUGCACACCUUCUGUGAGAGGUGCCUGCAGAACUACAUCCCGGCCCACAGCCUCACCCUGUCGUGCCCUGUGUGCCGCCAGACAUCGAUCCUCCCGGAGAGGGGGGUGGCGGCGCUGCAGAACAACUUCUUCAUCACCAACCUGAUGGACGUGCUGCAGCGAAGGCCAGAUACCUGCAGCCAGGAGGCCGCCACCCUCAACAACAUCACCGCCGUGGCUACGGCUCAGCUGCUCUCCUGCCCCAACCAUGGAGGAAGUGUGAUGGAGUUUUACUGUCCUCCGUGCGAGACGGCCAUGUGUCAGGAGUGCACCAGUGGCGAACAUGGAGAGCACCCGACCGUGCCUCUUAAAGACGUGGUGGAGCAGCACAAGGCCUCGCUACAGGAUCAGCUGAACGCUGUCAAGAAGAGGCUGCCGGAGAUAGACUCCGCCCUGCUGACGCUGUCGGAGAUCCUCCAGCAGCUGACCAACCGGAAGAGCUCCAUUGAAGACGACAUCCAUACGACCUUUGAUGAGCUGCAGAAGACGCUCAAUGUUCGCAAGAGUGUGUUACUCAUGGAACUGGAGGUCAACUACGGGCUCAAACAGAAGGUUCUCCAGGCCCAGCUGGACACCCUGCUGCAGGGCCAGGAGGGCAUCAACAGCAGCUGUAACUUCACCGAGCAGGCCCUGAGCCACGGCACCGAGGCCGAGGUGCUGCUGGUCAAGAAGCAGAUGGGCGAGCGCCUCGUCGAGCUGGCCAAUCAGGAGCUCCCCCUGCAGCCCGGCGAGAACGACCAGCUGGACUUCCUCGCGGAGACGGAUGGAUUAAAGAAAUCCAUUCACAACUUGGGCACCGUGGUGACCACCAACGCCGUCGCGUCCGAGACGGUGGCCACAGGCGAGGGGCUGCGGCACUGCGUGGUGGGCGUGCCCACAGUCAUCACCAUAACCACCAAGGACAAGGACGGGCAACUGUGCAAGAUGGGCAACGCAGUCAUCACGGCGGAAAUCUCCUCCCCUGACGGGAGCAAAGUUGACGGAGAGAUACUGGACAACAAGAACGGCACCUAUGAGUACCUGUUCACUGCUCCCAAAGAGGGUUCCUUUAACCUAUCGCUGCGCUUGUACAACCGACAUAUCAGAGGAAGCCCUUUUAAAAUAAAGGCCAACCUGCACGCGUCCCCGAAUGCGGACGGCACAAAGAAGAGGCUGAAGUCUCCGGGCAGCGGACACAUCAAGCAGAAGGCCAUCAAGAGGCCGGCGAGUAUGUACAGCACGGGGAGGCGGAAAGAGAAUCCCAUCGAGGAUGAUCUUAUCUUCCGAAUAGGUACCAAAGGAAGAAACAAAGGAGAAUUCACAAAUCUGCAGGGAGUGGCAGCCUCCUCGCAGGGAAAAGUGCUGAUAGCGGACAGCAACAACCAGUGUGUUCAGGUAUUUUCCAACGACGGCCAGUUCAGGAGUCGCUUCGGGAUCCGGGGCCGGACUCCGGGUCAGAUGCAGCGGCCGACGGGCGUGGCUGUCCACCCCAGCGGUGACAUCAUCAUCGCCGACUACGACAACAAAUGGGUCAGCAUCUUUUCAAGCGACGGCAAGUUUAAGAACAAAGUGGGCUCGGGGAAACUGAUGGGGCCUAAGGGCGUGGCGGUGGACAGAAACGGACACAUCAUCGUGGUCGACAACAAGGCCUGCUGCGUUUUCAUCUUCCAGGCCAACGGCAAGCUGGUCACCAAGUUCGGUAGCCGUGGCAAUGGAGACAGACAGUUUGCAGGCCCCCACUUUGCUGCUGUCAACAACAACAACGAAAUCAUUGUGACCGACUUCCACAACCACUCAGUGAAGGUGUUCAACACGGAAGGGGAGUUCCUGCUGAAGUUCGGCUCCAACGGCGAGGGGAACGGCCAGUUCAACGCCCCCACCGGAGUGGCAGUGGAUGUCAACGGGAACAUCAUCGUAGCCGACUGGGGCAACAGCAGGAUACAGGUGUUUGAUGGCAGCGGCUCUUUCCUCUCCUACAUCAACACAUCGGCAGACCCGCUCUACGGCCCGCAGGGAUUGGCGCUCACCUCCGACGGACACGUGGUGGUGGCGGAUUCUGGCAACCACUGCUUCAAAGUCUACCGCUAUCUGCAGUAGCUCACCUCUUCCCGUAUGCGUACCGCUUAGAAACUGUAGACCGGAAGCCUCUGCUCUCAUCAACUCAUCCAUUCCUUCCUCCCACCGUGCCAUCCGUCAGACUUCUUUCUCCUGAUUCUGAACAACUUGCUCACAGGUCGCCGCUGUUGGUUGGUGCUUUCAGGAGUCGACCACAAUCUCGUUCAUAUUCCAUUUGGAGUUUGUUGAUGUGACAAGGGAAGCUUUAACGGCGAUACACCUGUGAUAUCUCAACAAACUGCGGAAAACUGCAAACUGAAGCUGCUGCACAGGCUUUGAAAAUUACUUGCUUGUUAAUUGAGGUUAAGAUAAGUGUAUUAGACUAUAGUUUAGGUACCUGAGAGAAAAAAAAAACGGAUUUUAGAACUUGUUACAGCACCUUUGAGUUAAAAUGCCCUUAAGACGACUCACGAUUUGCCUGUUCACUACCUGAACACCGAGUUUGCUGUAGGAUGGUUUGGAGCAUGACUAGGCGUUGCUGUGCAUGCCGUUUUUAACGAACAUCUUCAAUACUGCAGUGCACUGUUUUCAAAAACAAAGGGUUCAAUAUCACUACCGUAAAUUUUUAAUGAAAAAUUAUGAAAAGACAAACAAUUUGGCUGUCACAAUUUUAAGUAGAGUUGAUUUCUUGAUUAGUUUAAAAAGUUUAAAUUUGUGCAUUUAUAUCACAAACAUAGGCCACAAAGUGACACAGGGUCAUAUAAUAAUAUUUAAAUUGAUUAAAGUUAAACUGGGCAUACAGAUUAUAAAUGUAUCCACAAUUGAUUGUGCCAAUAAUUAUUUUAAGCGUAAUUGAUUAAAUGUGAAAUUCCUUUAUUAAAAUUGUAAGUUAUAUUCAAAAAUCCCUUCCAGUUAUUGUAGUUUCUAUUUAAUUUGUGGUUUCUGUCCCACUGAGGACCAAACGUGCCACGAUCCAACAAUAAUAAAUACAUUCAAUAAAUGUGUCAUUACAAAUGUUAAUUUGCCCAAUUCAAUAAAUGUGUCAAUUAAUAAAACUUGGAUUUAUUAUGUUAAAAUAAAGUCCAUGAUAAAACAUUAUUCACUCUGGCUCAUACCAUAAAGGCUGCAACAAGAUUGAGAAAUAAUUAGCCCAGAAAAACUUUCGAUAUUUUUAUUCAUUUAGUGUAUGCAUUUGCAAUGUUGAUCACAUAUAAAAAAAAUCCACUAUCUAUUGAAUAGUGGGACCUUUGGUGCUGAAUAGUGCAGCAGUGCACCAUAAAAUAAUUUAAAUUGUCAGCGUUGGUCAUCAUAUGUACCCUCAGCCUCUGAAUGCUUUACCUGCACAGCAAGUUCACUUCAGGCCAUAAAAGUUUUUUUUUUUUUUUAAAUGGAUUGUUUCAUAACGGAUUGCCACGUUUUAAAACUGUUUUAGUUAUCUAUAAAUUCUGGUACGUUUGGACCUCCACAGGCAUCUGCUGUGUAUAUGUGAACAUGAUGGGCCUGUGUUCCAGAUGUGCAGGGAUCCUACUUGAAAACUGUCCCCAUCCUGCAGAACAAUGGCUUUAAUUUUACACCACUGGUCCCAGAACAGCUAAAGUGGGAUGACCCUCACUCAUCCUAAUGUGCGCUUAUGUUUUUUCAACAUUUUUGCAAGUAACCGGUUGAUGGUGACCUUGUAGACCUAGAAGAUAUGAUUAUGUAUAUAUACAUUUGGUGUACAUGUUGUACAGUAAAAUUCACAUCCGUUUUAAAACCUUCGUCAUAAUCUGUCUCUAAGCACACAGUUGUCAGUAUUUGUCUAAGUUCGGUCAUCCAGUUUUUACACAAUCCUGUAAAGUUGUUUUAUUGUCUUGUGUAUAUAUAUUUGUAAUGCCAAAUUGAAUAAAAGUGCCCAAGAAACAA